Molecule: messenger RNA, 18315 nt
Organism: Schistocerca serialis cubense
Lineage: Eukaryota; Metazoa; Arthropoda; Insecta; Orthoptera; Acrididae
Gene: tweek
Product: transmembrane protein KIAA1109
Exons: 86
Coding region: 190-15306 (5038 amino acids)
Biological process (GO): synaptic vesicle endocytosis
Source: RefSeq, a predicted model, not a curated record
CGUCAGAGGGGCUGUUUUGUAUUGAUUACGGAUGGGUUGAACAGUUUUAGAAUACGAUGUAAAGUAAAAGUAGGAAUAAUAUUGACAACAGAGAAAUAAGAACGACCUUUUCUUUCACAGCUUCAAGAUGUAGAAACGAAUAGCAUCUAAUUUCGACCGCAGCUACACCCGAGUCUUUUUGUAACUACAAUGGUACUAUUCAAUAUGGACACCAUGGAGAUCGAGCCCCGCCCAGCAUUUUUGAACCAAACUACCAAAUUGGAUGAAAUUGCAAUGGACAAAAAUUUCUUUUGGCUUUUGUGUUCACUUUUGUCAUCUGUUGUUUGGGUUGUUUAUAUCACAUAUUAUAAUUCAAGAGUAAUUGGUUAUUUCAUCACACGACUCUUGAAUCGCUUUAUCACAGAUGGAUACAUGCAUGUGGGAUCAUUUACCUGUAAUGCUUUGGCUGGAAAAAUAAUGUUCAGAGACAUUGUUUACAUAACACACGAUUAUACUGUAAGAGUCCAAGAUGGCUGGCUUAUAUUCCGCUGGUGGAGAUCAUAUGUGCCAAAAGAUGUAUCUGAAGAUUUGUCUCACUCGGACACUCGUUUGUCAGUAAUGCUGAACGGCUUUGAACUCCAUGUUUACAACCGUACCUCAUUGUAUGGCAAUCUUGAAAAAAUUUUUGGUUUGGAGUCACAGAUAUUUCAGCGAAAUGAAACCAAUGGUUCAGAUACAGUGGACAUUGCAGUUGGGGGAUCUGCAGAUGAGACCGGUGCUCCAGGGGAUAAUAAUAGCAGACUGCCACAUCAAACUGCUGGUUUGUCAAACAGUUGGAGAGAUCUUAUUCCUGUAAUCAAAGUCGAUGUUACAUGUGGAAGAGUUGUUUUUGGUAACCGACUUGUACCUACUACAUUGUCUAUUAAUGUUGAAGAAGCACACUUCGUUUAUUCUACAAAGCCAGCAGCAUCCCGUUUGGAUCAUUUUAUGCAUUUCAUCAAAUGUAAAGGAGAAAAUUUCAAGGUUAUAUUGGCGCCAAGUCCAAAAUAUACAGGAAUGGUAGAUGACCCUCCACGUUACAUGGGGGAAGGAUUUGUGGUAUUAUCCUCUAACAAUAUUGAGCUGUAUUUUUACAUGGAUGAAGCAGGUUUAGUUCCAGAAGAACCAGAAAUGCUUCAAUUGGCCAAUGGGGAUAUUGUUGAAUCGGCACCACCAAUUUGGGGGAUGGACAUAAAGUGUGGCAAGGGAACAGAUUUCAGUUAUGGUCCGUGGGCUGAUCGCCAGAGAGAGCAUCUAUUUAAAUUCUUUUUCCCUGCUGACUACCAGCCUUUGCAGGUAACAAAGCCGCCACAACCAGGUGAGAAGAGAAGGGCUCAGUCAUUUGACAUAAGGCUCAGCACACUUAAUGAAGCAACUGUCGAUAUUCUAUUUUCAAAGAACAAGGAGACCAAUGCUGUCCAUAUCAAUGUUGGAGCCGGUUCAUAUCUUGAGGUGACAAUGCCAUGGGUUAUUCAACCAGAUGGCUACACUACAAAAAUAAUUGGCCAGUUGUUGCACUUAGAAGCUACCACAAGCUUACAGUAUCGUAGUCUUGUCUUAAGCGAAACAUUGGAAUUCACUGUGAAGUGCCAUUAUCCUAUCAAGUGGAAUGAUCAUCAAGAAUGGAUACUGAAUUUGACAGGUUGUAAAGCAUCAGUGAACCUUAUCUAUGCACAUAAGUGGUUCUUUCAAGACCUUAUAAAUGACUGGGCGAGCAAGGCAAGGCCUGAUCUCUUACAUUUUGUGCCAUAUACGUGGAAGAUCUCUGUGAUGUUGAAAGAGUUUGAACUUAUAACCUUAAGUAAUGAAUACAAUUGGAUUGAUUGUUCUUCUCAAAAUCAGGAAAAUGCACACAUUGCUUUCUGUGGCGAGUUAUUUGACAUGUCCUUUGAUUUACCAUUCAAGGAUUUUCUUCCAGCAACAAUACCACUCAAGUUCUGGAUACAGGGAGAGAGUGUGGAUUUGGCUCUGUAUCUUCCUGAGACAUCAACCACACGUUACACCCUCUUAGCUCUAGAUGCCAAUGCUAAAGUUCUUGGGCGCAACGGAACAAACCAGUCCAGUUCAACUGUUAUACCUCGCAAAUGGAGAAAUUUGUGCCAGAAAGUCCAUGGCUGGGUUGAUUGCUGGUCAGUGCCCAUAGUAGCUCUUUGCAUAAACUACACUUAUCAUCCAGUACCACCUCUUGGGCCUCCUCCACAGGCAGACAUAACCACUCCAGAAAAGGAGGAGAUACUGCUCUCUCCAAUGAGAAUUCCACGCUGCAGGAAAUCACCUGGUCUUCAGUGGUCACAGGAUGGAAAGAAAUUUGACCCAACUACAUUGCCACCUGAUAAAGUAACUGUAGAGCUGGAAAUAGGAUCUUCUGUGCUGUUCCUUUAUGGAUCAUGGCUUAGGAAUUUCAUACAUCUGAAGGAAAAUAUUUUUGGAGAAGACCAAGCAUUUACAGAUAUGCACCAGAGUCAUUUGUCAUCUGUUGUUCCUGAAGCAGCAUCUGCUCCUGGUGGAAGUGUUUCUGACCCUGCAGCAGGCGACAGUGAUUCCAUAAAGCAGAGAGAAUUUGAUCCAAGGCAAUACAGACCUCUUGAGGUUUCUGUUUCUGUCACAAUGCAUGAUAUCCAGGCUCAUCUGGUCAAGAAUUGCAGUGAAGGGGAUCCUCCAUGUCCCAUUAUACUACUGGAAAGAUUUGGGUUUGAAAUGAAGAAAAGUUACAAGGAAACACAACUACAGCUGCUGCUUUCCCCUUCAAGUUUGCUUGCUUUGGACACUGUUAGCCGAUCACCAAAGGAAACUCAUAUUGCUCAAGGGCAUCUUAUGCUCUCAAGUUUACAGGUUCGUGGUCAUGCAAUGUUCAGUGAUGAAGGACGCUCCCUCGAUGAUGAAACCUUGGAAUAUGCAUGGAUGUUGGAAAUUCAGUUGGGAAAGCUUAGUGGAAAACUGUCUUCACCACAGUUAUACCACCUUGUUACUAGUCUUGAGACAUUUGCGCUGAUGGUGAAGGAUGCAGAGAAUCACUUGAGACCUUCCCGCUCACCACCUCAUAUGUGCCAUCAUGGUGUUCCACCUCUACAGUGCCCAGAGACAGAUGUGGAGAAUCGAUAUCUGUGUCCGUCAGGAGACCAGAUUAAAUAUCGAAUGAUCAGACUGGCUGUGGAUGCUCUGGACAUUUACCUUCUUGAGAGUGGCACUGCAAUAAAUCUCUGGGCUUCUCCAUUGCGCUUAGCUACAUGCAAUCUCCACGGCAGUCAGGUGAAGUCUGGUGUAACAGCUGUUCUACCUGCUGUACAAAUUAAGCAGUAUGUAUCGACAGGAGGUGGUUUCAGUCACAGCAACACCAACACUGCUGGCAGUGGCCGAUCACAGCAUAAUGGUUCUAAAUUUCCGUCAGUUGACAGCACGUCAAUGGAACUGUGGCUAGAAGUUGGUUCUGUUACAUUGGGCCCUCUUAUUAUUGAAGCUGCAAUGUCUCUACCGACACCAGAUCACAAUCUGCACCUUAUUCAACACAAGUAUUUGAGAGUCCAUGAUGAAUCUACCAAGAGAUUGUGGUUCUUGUGGUCUGGUGAUACAUCAACAAGAUCCAUGGGAAAGUGUGGAUGCAUUGGUGGUUGUGCAUUCUUUGGCAGCAAUCGCAAUGGACCAAGGUUCUUCAAACCAUGCAAACAAGAUUUCCAGGAUGGGAUUAAUGUAGCUUCUUUCAGGAUUAAUGAGCCAGGACACGAUCCAGGAUUUGGACAGAGCAUAUUGCAUGAAGGUCAGUUGGUGUUCCAUACACCACCAUAUGGAUCCCAAGAUGUUUCAUUGCAGGAGCCAGCAAAUGGAUGGGAAAUUAAACCAGGACCAUUGAAGGUUGUGGCAGCAGUGGAGCGCAGCAGUGAAAGUCCUAAUCUGGUUGCUGAACGAUUUUGUUCAGAAGCAAAGGACAGUUCUGUGGGUGCUAACAGUAGUUCGAGGCUGAGCACUGCAUCACCCAGCCCCGUUAGUACAUACAGUGACAAACGUGGACUCGGUCGUCGCUUCUCAUACACUUCAAGUGGGCCUAAUAGGGCUAGUGCUAGCUGUCAUCAGGCAGUCCCAUACUCCCGACUUGUGGACAACAGCCCUACGCUGCUGUUGCCUCCUAAAUUGGACAGUGACUCAAAGCUACACCAUCCAGAAAGUAGCAAGUCAAUCCUAAGUGUCCCUGAGGCAGAGGCACCUCCAAAGAGUAGUGUUUCUGAUUCCCGGUUGGCUGUUGAUUAUUUCACAACAGAUGAAGAAACCCAACAGUCCACUUCAGAGCAGCAUGAUGCAGCAGUACCAAAUGUUUCAUCAGAAUCACGCCAGUCAUUAACUGCUGAUGCAGCUGAAGAAAUACUGUGCAAAGAAGUCCAGCGAACUGUUUCAAUGAGCAGUGAGAAUCACUCUGAAGCAUUUUACUCUGCUGAUGAAGAAACUGGUGCCACAGCCAGUCGCACAUCUUCUCUGAGGCAUUCCGUCAACCUGCCUCGGCGUGAUAGUAGCAGUAGUGCCACAACUGGAAGAAAGAAAUAUUCGAGUGAACUUAAUAUCGUUCCUGCACCCACUGGUGUCACUUCUGUGGCAGCUGGUACAGUUGUAGUGAGCACAGAAGGAAGGGCAAGGCUAUCUAGCCACCGUAGUGACCAUGAAAUUCAUACACCAGAACAUCGUAAUCAGUAUAUGGGAGUUUCAGGUGAUGAAGAUAAAAGAAGUGUUAGUGGAAUCCAUCCUAUCAUAACACCCCAUAAAAAGUACAACAGCAGUUUACCCAUAUCCACACAUCAGAGAUCUGUCAGUCCACGUUACUUUGUUCACAGUGGACCAGAAAGUUUGAACGACAGACUUAGCACUAAUGAUGGUCUAGAAGUCCCUGAACAUGAAGCCAUUAUCCCUGAUUCUUCUGACAGCCAUUCUGUGUCUAGUACAUCAUUUAUUUCAGCUGUCUCUUCGCAAGAAGAUUUGACAUUGGUUAAUUUGCAUAUGCAAGUGAAUAAGCCUAUUGUGGAUUCACCACUGCUAAUGUCAAGUUACAUUAGUCAUCUAUCACAGGUCUCAUGUAGAAACUGGUCACAUGCAUCUCUCCCAUCAGGCUGCGAUGCAUUUACAGUCCCACUGUUCCAGCGGACAGAGGAUGGUCGUCUCAUUUAUGUUGAUGCUGAUAGGUUGCAUCCUGUAAUGGGCAAGAACAUCUGUGCAGGUAGUAAGUAUACACCAAAAUUUGAAACUUUGACAGAAGGAUUUACAUCUCUUAAAAUGGUGGGUCGUCCAAAUGAACAUGGUUCCCCUCCUCCACAAAGUGGCAAAACACCAACUCAUCCAUACACCUGGGACAGUAGCACAUUUAUGGGCUCAGAAGCAGAUGAUUUGGAGAGUGGUUGUGAAGAAGAACUGUUAACUCUUCAACAUGAGUAUGGCAAUCGAACGACCGUUAUACUGAAGCUGAAGGGGGAUGUUGACAUUAUGCUAACACCACUUGUCCUAGAAUCUCUGCAGAGAUUCACUGAUGCACUGACUCCAACGCUUUCAUCUCUUCAUCCUCUAACAGUAUUAAAUCAUUUGCAUUCUGAGUGCAUAGGAAGAGUAGAGGCUGCAAAUGUUUUGAAUCGUGAUGGGUACUUCAGCCAACAUUUGCAAGCGAGCAGCAAACGGAGCACGGCAGAACGACCUGCUGGUGUCACUCCUCAUGCAAAAAAUGUGUAUGAAGAAUGCAUUUCUACUCAGGCACAGGGCACUCUUAUCCUACCAAAGGUCAAUAUUACUUUGCUUCAAGCAUCUGUUGUUGAGGAAAUUAUUUCAUUUUCAGCUCUCGAUAAUUUACGUGACUUGACAUGUGUAUCACUGUUUGCGGUCUGCUUUGACAGCAUUACUACAAGAUUUCAUUGUGGGAAACAGGCACGAGAGAUGGUUCAGACAUUCCAACGACCCUCUGUUCUGCCAAGUGGACAGAAGAAAGUGAGUGGCAUCAGCAAGAUGAAUAAAGCCCUCUUCCCAGGUCAUUCGACACCAGGCACUGCAACAGAUAUUCUGGGAGGAGAUCCAGUUUAUAUAGAAACAUCAGAGACUCAGCAGGAAGAACUCAUUGUAACACUUUCAAUAGGAAAGAUACAUACACAGCUACGCAGGCUGAAAAAUGAGAGCUCCAUUCUGAAGGAUGCAGUAAUUACAGCUAUACCAAGUCAGUACUCCCGUGUGUUAUUUACAUGUGCAAAGAUUACAUCUCCUCUUCGACCUGUUGAUUUCUACAGCCAUCAUUUCUCAGCAGAAUCAACAGCAGAUACUGGCCGCCCCAGUACAACUUCAAGCAACACUGAGGAAAUAAGCACUGCAAAUGAAGACAAACUUGGGUUUAUUAUGUUUGAGUGUGGUCUCGAAGGUGUCUCUCUGAAAGUAAUAAAGAGGGCACUUUUUGAAAAAGGAGAAAAUGGCAGAGAUCAAGCAACAGCACAGGGAGAGACGGAUACAGUUGGCAAUGAAUCUUCCAAGUCAAAAGAUGAUGUAGAAUCCAACGAGAAGAGUACAGCAAAUGUCACAGUUACUGUUACGGAACCACCCGUUACUGGUCAGGCCUCAGGAACAAAAUCUGUGAAAGGUGCAAACAAUAUGCCUCAGUCAACUGACACAGGAACAGGUGCAGAGACCAGCACUAACGUUAACAACAAUACAGACAACAAUAAGGUCGCUGUCUCACCUGAAGCAAACGGAAAUACAUCCUCAUGUGUUAUUGAAUUCAAAACUGUUUGGUUCAACUUUGCUGCACCUCCGCAUGCACCUAUUACUCGAAAAAUAGACUUUACUAGAUUGGACUGGAAUUUAUUGAGCACUGCAUCACCUGCAAUUAAUGCAUGGAUGAACCCAAGCAAUCGGUUUGCCAUUAGAGUGGUCCAUAUGGUGCGCAGUAUGUAUCGCCGCUCGACAGGCGUUGUAGCAAGUCUGAUGGCUGAUGCCGUAGAUGUUCGGGGAAUUCAUAUUCCUGUUAGAAGUCGUUAUGGGCGUUACACACCAUUGUCAAAGACAUUGCAGGAAGAUCCAUCCUGUCAGCUUUGUAAUGUUCUGCAGAAGUACGUACUACAGACAGAUUUGACAAGCAUAGAAGCCAGUCUUCGGGAAAAUGAACUGCCUAACCUUUCUACACUACGGCAAGGUGUCAUUGUCUUGAGCCGCCAGUGGAAGAAUGUGCUGUAUACACCUUUACUUCUGGAACACAAUUAUAAAACAAAAUAUGUGAAGCCUCUCAAUGUAACUUUCACUGUACCCGAACCUGAUGAGGAAAAUGUUCUCACAGAUGGAGAGGGAUCAGGGGAGGAAUGUGAGGUGACAGAUGAAUGUGCUAUGCUUCUUAACACGAAGGAUGCUUCUCUUCAUAAGCAUAUUAGAUCACAAGAUAAAAGCACUGGUUAUGGACCACUUCGUGAAGAAAGGCUGCCACAUGUGGGCUCCAACCAGAGCAUUUAUUCUGGAGGUGGUGUGGCAGGUCAUGGCGGAAGUGGCAAGGCUCAUUCUACAACAAGCCUAGACAACAAUUUUUCACCAACGGGAGCAAACACUUCUUCUGCACCAGGACGGCAAAGUAUAAAAGAAGCUGGGGAAGACCUUUAUAGCUGGAUGGCAAAACAGCAAGAUUUUAUGAAAACAUCUUCAGAAACUCAGCAGAAUUUGCGUACAGGAAACUGGGAAUCUCGUAUCAAUACAAUGACCACAGAUGAUACACUGGAGGAUCCUGAAUAUCAGAGUGGAGCAGGAUAUAGUUUGUAUCCAAUGCAUGACUCCCUGCGUCUCUUGGAUGCUCACCUGAUAUUUGAACCUCUCUUGGCUUGCCUGGGAGUAAUGCCCCAGCAGAUGAUAAGCAAUCUCAGUGGGACUGGAACUAAUGGCAGUUCAUCUUUCGACACACUUGGCUCCAAUUUAUCAUUGGUUGGGAAUGUUGAAACAAUGAGAAUUGACAUUGUUGUGAGUGAAUAUGGGAAAUUUGCUGACAAGAAGAAGGGGAAAGGUGCUGGACAAGGAACAAAACAAGUGAAAAAUCAGAUGCACUCAAAAUUUUGUCUCGAUUUGCCACCUGAGACACCAGCAUUCCUGUGUGAGAAGAUUGGUGUUGAACUUGACCUGAAGAAAAUGGCUGACAUGACAGUUGAUGACAUGAUUCAGAAGCAGAAUGUUUUGUACAUUUCCAGAGGCCAACUAAAAAAACACACCAGUAAUAUCCUGAAUAUCAGCCUAAAUAUACGCUACAUAUCACAGCAGGUAAACAUGCCUCUCCUGAGACUCUUGCAUCAAAUCAGUAACAUGUACCAGAAUGUGAAAGAAACACAAAUGGAACUAAAAGAGGAACAGCAGCCUGUUGAUCUGAAACAUGAGCCUUCAGUCAAUAUGACUCACAAAAAUAAUGGAUCAUCAUCAACAUCUGACCUCCAUGAACCUGCAGCCUUAAUUGAUGAAAAAAUAAAAAUACCUCAGACAAUGAUCCCUCCUGAAUUUCCACAUUCAUUGAGUCAGCACAAGACGAUCUCCCCUUCAGCGUCUCUACGAUCCAGGCCUCAGAGCUUCGCCCAGAAACUACGCUCCACCAGUAAGAGUGUUAAAGGAUAUAUAAACUUGAACGAAGGAGUGACAACUCCUAUGUUUGCUGUUAGUCCUUCUGGAUCAGGCUUGGAACAUGUCACUAUUGCUUCAGAUAAAAGUAAAGACUGCAUAAAUGCCACUCCUCAGUGUUGGAAAACAGUUUAUUAUCUACUGGAUCUGUAUGCCACAAUGCCUGAAACCAAGACAAUUACUCACAGGUUUUCAGUGCCAGCUGAUGUAUCAGAAGGAUACAAAGGAAAUAGAAAGUACGACUUACUGAUGGAAGCAAGGGCCAAUGAAGAUGUAGAGAAAGGCCUUGUGAAUGGUGGUUCUGAACACUUGGCAAGACUAACACCUGUACAGCAGGACAGAAUGAGAGAACUGAAUGUGGUGACUGGUGAAAGGACUCGUCUUGUAGUGUUUGGUGUGGCAAGGAUUCACCGUACCCGCCUCCUGGCAACUCUGAGUGGACUGAAGUUAGAAGCAGAGAUAACCAGUCUACAUGCAAGUCUGACAUGCCGUAAAAAGUCUCGUCCUGCAAGCUUUGAAUGUUCUUUAACUGGGCACGUUGGUCGUACAAUGAUAGUACUGCUUGAAGGUGUUGCUCCAAGUCAGCAGACAGUGGUGAAAGUGACUGUAGGAAAGUCUCAGGCACUUUACUCAAGCAUUUCUCGACGCUCAAAGGACAAGAAUUCUGGUUUGCUUACAGUGGGGGCUGUAAAUAUUGACAUCCCACAACAUCCUGUAGCAUUGCAUGGAAUGAUGACUAGAGGAAGCAAGCAGCUUUCUUCUACAUUACAGGAGUUGCGUGUGACAAGAACUUCUAGUCGUAUAAGCCGGGGAACUGCAGGAGUGGAUGAACCUGACUGCACAAACCAGCAUUCCCCACGGCACAUGCACACCACAUGGCAGGCUACAGCUCAGCAGCCACCCUCAUAUAAGAGCCAGACAGAGUCCAGUUUGUUGCAGCCUCUUGUGAUGCAAUUUUCUAUUGUGCUACAGAGUUUGAGUAUUACUGCCGCCUUGUUGCCAUCACUGCAAGCCCAGUAUAAGAUGGAUCGAGUUAACAGCACGGGUAUUACAGGAAGCAAAGCAAAAUUCACUGUAGAUCUUCCACAUCACACCUUAAGUUUCACUACCAAACUCCAGGUAACAGAGGCUAAUCUGCCAUCAGAAGCAAGUAUUGAACUGCCAAAGGUUCAUGUCUCAGCCGAAUAUGUGCAAGAUGGUAACAAUGCUGGGGAGGCACAGUUUGCAGAUGGCGUUGUGCUGAGGCAAGGCAGCUAUUUAAGUGCUGUUGCAGCAAUUGGGGAAUUUGAGCAUUCACUAACAACAGACCUAUUGAAUCAUCUUGUUUUUGUGCAGAAAGUUUUUAUGAAGGAAGUAAAUGAAGUUGUUCAGAAAGUGUAUGGUGGGGAGAAGCCUGUUCCUCUGUGGCUUGAAGGAAGCGAAGAGACAAAUUCUUCAUCUCUUAAAAGAAUACUCUUCUCUUUAGUGAUCAGGAUAAAACGUAUUCAGUUAACAGCAACUACACCAACUAACUCUGCUGUUCGCCUUGAGACAGGAGCUGUGGAAUUCCAACUGUCUAACAGAGUACAAAAUGUCUCGGGUGCUGCUCAACCAAAUCCUUACAUGAAAAUAUUUGGAAAGGCACAGGUUGAUGUCAAUUUGAGUCUAGGGCAGCUUCUGAAAAAUGUCAUGUUUGAAGAAGCAGAACCCGAAUUUCAACAGUAUGCCUUCUUCAAGACAAGAAUAGGCCUGAGGAAUGCAUUCCAGGAUGAAAUGGUUCAAGGGGAGGACAAGGAGAUGGUACUGAUCACCCUUAGACGACCACUUAUCUACAUUCAGCCUAUAGCUGUGGAUAAAGCAAUUCUUGUAUGGCUGAAUUACAAAAAUGCUUAUGAAUACUGGAAUGAACAGAGGUCAAAUCUUAACAAGGAAGUACUUACAGCCACACAGCAGGUUUUUGAAAAAGUGCCUUUUGGACAACUGACAAGUCAGCUAAGCACUCCGCAUUUGGGCACACUAUUUUUGCAACUAACUGUUGAUGACAUGGGUAUUUGCCUGCCAUUAAAUCCAUUACCUUUGACUUCUUGGGGGAUGAACCGCACAUUGUAUGAUGGUGACUCAAGAGGAGCUGUAGUGGUGACUCUAGAAAGCACAAGCAUUUCAGCUUGUAGCUCUGGUUCACUUGUGAGCAAAGGGCGAUUCGUGGGCUUGUGUCUUCGCUUUGCAGAUGAUUUUGAAACAAGCCUUGAUGACUGGAAGCCUGAUAUGAGUGACAGCACUAUAAUGAAUCUGUGUGUGGUGUCUGAGGGAACCUAUGAAGUCUGCAGUCGCACAAUUGCACAGAAACAAGGCAGUGAAAAUGCAAAAUGGUUUUUAAAUGUGCAGUGGCAAAUGGAAGGUGUAGAUAUUCAUCUUGACGUUAAUGUUGGAAAACAGUUGUCAGCAUUGGGACAUACAUUAACAAUGCUCACAGGCUCACAAGAAGAAGAUGAAGCAAAUGCAACAAGCUAUGACAGUGAUGAAACUGAUCAGGUUGAUGGAAAUACAGCUUCACUUGAGAGCAUAACUCUCAAGCGAAGUCGGAAUUUAACUGACAGCUUGCCUGCAUUUGUGUUCGACCCAUCAAUUGAUGCUAAGAAAAGGUCGAAGUUAAUAGAAAAGGAGAUGAAUGAGCAGGCAAAAAUAAUAAAUGACUUAAGAUCACUGGGUGCUUCUCACGGUACAAUUGAACAAGAAAUGAAAAGACUGCAAGAACUUGAAGCAAUGGUUUUCAAGGAUUUCAGAAGGGAUAUGAUACAGAAGUUAAGGAGGCAGAGUGUGAAAGCAUCAUCAAUUAAAGGCAAAUUUGGUCUUGGGUCAAAAGCAAGUACCUACCGCUCUCGAUCAUUCAUUGUUCCAUCUCCUACACCAGAGCACCAGGUGGAGACAGACAGCCCAGAUGAUGCAGCUGUUAUUUUGGUUGCUAAUGGGAGCUCUGCAAGCUUUGAAAGCUCACCACGCACAGGUCCCUCACGUUCAGCAUCACUAAGAGUGCGUGGUAUAACUGGACCAAGGGUGACUUUUAGUGACACACACAACAUCUGCAGGCAGUCUUCAUUACCAAGUGCCAGCUCAGACUUGAGUCUUCCGGAAGGAGAUUUUGAGUGGCCACGUCCAGAACACAUUGAAGUUGAUGGUGAAAUUGUGGAGCUUAGACCGAAAUCAUCUGUGUAUUCUGGAAGCUAUGAUCUCUCAGAAGGCAGCAUCCCUCUCCUUGAACCCAGCAGCAAGGAACCAGGUGGUAGCAGUCCAGCUUCAUUCAGCUCAACGUUCCAGAAGGCCCAAGAGCCAAAUAUUGACUUCGAACUUGACGUCAAGGUAUUCAUAAACAGUGGAAAGUGUGUGCUGCAUACCAAAGAUCCUGCUAAGGAAGAUGAACUAAAAGUAACUAGUCGGAUGAAGAAGGAGCGAAGCUGUUCUGGAGGAAUCUUUGAUUUUCCGCCAUCCAGCCCCAACACAAGCAGGCGUACUAAGGAAAGCAAGCAUGGUACUAGUUCUGCGUCACGACUUCGAUAUUUGCAUGGAAAUGUAGCUCAAUUGGUGGACCUAACCAUAUUCCAUAUUCCUGGUCUAGAUGUAAAGGUCCAUUACGAAUCAAAGACACUAACGGAGGAAAAUUUGUCCCCAAAAAUUCAAAGUGACAUGACACCUCCACAGCAGCAGCAGCAGCGUAAAGGUGGCAUAAAAAAAGCAAGCUUGUUUGCAUGGAUGACUCUGCAAAGCAUACCAGAAGAAACUAUCAUCAGCCCUCACAUACUUGAAUUUCUAGAACAAACUCUGGAGCCAAUUCCUUCCAAUCUCCAGCAUGCAAAAACUUCAGGUGGAGCAGCAAAUACGAUGUUCACAAUGGAUCAAGAUUCCACUUGGGCAGCAGCUACUGCAACUGGAAAUUAUGUGUACGCAUCAUUUCCUGUUGAUGUGAUUGUGUAUUUCCAUAUGCAACCAUCGACAUUCCGAUUUUCUUGCUUACCUGUUUCACGAGUGGAAUGCAUGCUACAACUCCCAUCAUUGGACAUUGUCUUCUCCUCGAAACGUGCUGAAGAGGAACUGCAAAGCGAGUUUGGGGAAGCAAGGAUGUCAGGCAAAUCAUCUCUUUUUGACUCAUCUGCACCUUCUUCUGCUGUGGGAGGACUAAGUGUAACAGGAUGUUUAGCAGACUUUUCUGUGUAUAUAUUUCAUCCAUAUGGAGGUGGAAAAAAGUCAGGUUUGAAAGAGGCACAGUGGUCUCCUUUAGCUGACAGUGAACGCAAAGAUUCGCUGAGUGUGAAUGUAGAAUUUGUUAAGUUCCAUCUUUCACGCAGCCGAAAGCUCAACUUCCAGUUAGAGCAACAAAGCAAAUUCCCAAAGAGUUCAGAUCAAAGCCAAGCAGUUAUCAGAUUUUCAACAAUAAUAGAUAUUGGUUCUGCAUCAUUCAAAUACGAUAUGCGUCGCCUUACUGAGAUUCUUGCCUUCCCAAAGGCAUGGUACAGACGAAGUAUAGUUCGAAGACUUUUCCUUGGUGAUCUGAGCAUAAGUGCCACAUAUAGUGAGGGUGAGGAAUCUUCACCUUCCAGCCUUGAUGGUGACCCUCUAGCGACUCCUCAGCCUCAGGUGAAAAGUGCCAAUGUAUUUGACCCUAGUGGCAGGCACAAUGCUGAAGUACACGGACUUUCGAGAUCUGCCCCAACAAAUGAAAAAAGUCCAAUGCUGUCUACAAGAGAGAAGUUGCGUUUAAGUUUGGAGACUGAUAUAUCAAGACAAGCAAAGAGUAAAGAGGCAGGCAUUGUUCAUGCAAAAUCUGACUCUCCAAGUCCAUCUGACCAAAAACAAGGAGCUGCUUGGGAAACACUUGUAUUAUUUGCUGUGAACUUCACCAAACUUAAUGUCCAUAUGAACAUGGGGAAUGUAAUGGGCAAUGUAAUGUGGCUAACCAAAGAUUUUAAAUCAGAGGGACGUCUGUCAAUUGGAAGUAAUGGGCACAAAAACAUGUAUAUUGGGUUUGGACUUGGCGGUUCCAGUCUGGAUGCCAAAGGAGGAAUUGUAGGUGGUACAAUAGAGCUGAGUAAAAUUGAUACAUACAUACACAUAAGAGAAGAUCCAGGAACAGAACCAGACCACACAAUAGGCCUGAAGCUGUUUGCGCUGGAACUGCGUCUAGAUUAUAUGGGAACCGGUAUUCUCAUGUCGAGAGUGAGCUCUCUUACAGUAUCAUUGCGGGAUGAAUGGAAACUGAACCACAGCAGAAAAACAGAGGCAUUUAGUCCAACACGCAGACCUGCAAUGAUUUUCAUGCAUGGGGAUCUCGGUUGGGAUCAGCUGCAGCUCAUGAUUUCCAAGUCAACAACAGCAGACUUGCUCAAGAUGUUCUAUAAACUAGAAGAAUUCUUUUCACAACAGUUCAAGAGCAGUAAACGGGUGUUCUCAAGCCUGCAGCCUCGGAACACAAGGGCCAGCAGCUUUAAGCGAAAGCAGCAACAACCUCUUCAGCCGGCAAGUGCUAGCAAGAGGAGAGCCACAGCCAUACCUGAAGCAAGUGUCCCAUGGGAGGAUGCAAGGCACCACCGUCACUGGCAGCGAGUCCUUUCUCAGGUGGCAGGCCUGCACUUGUCAACACUGAGCUUCCCACUCCCAUCAUCAGGCACUGUGCUAGGUGGUACUAUGGAGCUACAUGGCAGCAACAUCUCACUCGCCUGCUUUCACGGGAUAAACUUCAAGUCAAAGUCAUGGGCACUGUUCUCCCUCAAAGAACCCUGCAUCUCUUUUGCCACUGAGGCUCAGGAAGUACCUUCAACAGAUGGUAGUGAACACCAACGUUUGGAUGUCCACGUUGUACAAACACUAACAUUCAGUUUAGGCAUGACAACUGAGCAACCUCACGCCCAACAUCUCAGCAUGGCAACAAUAUGCCGCGUCAGUCGAAAUGUACUGUUUCCUCCCCAGUUUCGAACACUUCAGGAAUGGUUUCAUUAUGCAUUUGCAUGCAGUGAAAUUGAUGCUGUGGAUCGAUUUCCAAGUUUGGAGCGUGAGAAAGAAGCAACUGAGCAGCAAAGAGCACGUAGUACCAGCAGCAGCAAACUACAGGAUCAUAAUCAUACGAGGGAGGUGAUUUUUGCUUUGCCAUCCAUGCAACUUCAUCUCAAGACUGAGCACCUCCAGUCAGCAAGGACACCAGAUCUUUCAGGACAAAAGCCAUUAGUCGAAUGCAGUUUCAUUACUGAGUUUGAAGAUCACAUUUUUGUUACUGUGGAUGCAGAUGCUUUCUUUUUUCUCCAUGAUCUCAUCACAUCAUACAUGAAAGAGAAGGAGAAAGUGAGUGGCCUUAGAGCACACAGUCCAGAGCAUGAGAGGCGAACAAACAGUUCUUUCAGUGAAGAAGAAAGAAAGCGCAAAGCAUUCGAUCCAGCAGAGAUGUUUACAAAAGACUGGAGAAAUUACCACUGCAAGACAUGGCAUUUGGAACCCACUGUGAGGCUUCUCUCGUGGGCGGGUAAAAGCAUAGAACCAUACGGAGUGGAUUACAUUCUGCAGAAACUGGGAUUCUCGCAUGCUCGUACUACAAUACCUAAAUGGGUGCAGCGUGGAUUUAUGGACCCUCUUGACAAAGUUCUGGCUGUCCUUAUGUUGCGGAUGGUGUCAGUUGUCCGAGGAGGUGAAUCUGGAGCGGGUGAUGAACAAUUACACAGAAGAUUAACUGAUAAAUAAACAUGUUAUGUAAAGCUACAUAAUAUUGUCAGAGUCUAACAUUGUUUGAUAAAUUUCAGUAUUCUUUAUAACACCUGACAUCACAUUUGAGCUGUUGUGUAUAGCAUUACUUGUAGCUGAAAUAUGUGUACUUUAUGUAUAUAAUUCCAUUGCCAUUUACUGUAUUUUCAUGACUGAGCCUUUUCAUAAAUGUAAAUUAGUUUAUUAGUAUGUUUUUAUUUCUCUGUUGUCAUAGUGACACUACACUUUUCUUUGGUCAUGAAAUCCUGAUAUCAGUAUUGAAAUCAAAACUUGUAUAUGGCACAAGUAUUUCAUGUAUAUCUUUGUGUGUAUGAGAAAGAGAGGGAGGAAGAGGGAAAAUGUGUUGUAAGUGUACUCUGUAAAGGAGAAUGUUCGCUGAAAAGUAUUGCUCUGCUAUGUGGUCUAAUUGCUCUACCUUUAAUUUUCAUAUCUUGUAUAUAAUUUUAUGAUAUUUAGAGAGAUGAAACAACCAGUAAACUUAAUAAUAACAAAAGUUUAUGUAAAUAUUGCCGUGUACAUUUUUUUUAAAUUUAAUGAUUAAUCUCAGACAUUUGCAGUCAGAUUUUUGUUACUGCCUAGUUCUACUUGUUAAAUCCCACUUUUAUUUGCUUAAAUGUAAGAAUAAUCUAGAGCACACCUUUCUUUCAGUUAGUUCCAAAUCUUUGACUAGCUUUUUCUCAUUUAUACUAGUAGUUAUAUAGAUGUAAGGUAAAUCAACAGUGAAACCCAUAGUUUCUGGUAGACCUUUAUGUGAUAGCAAUAAGAAAUUUUUUAACACUGUUUUUCAAUAUUUUGUUCAUUGUGUUGAUGUGUUUUUUAAUUAUUAGACUUAUCUAAUUUGUAUUGUUGAGUUUAAAUUCUAAGGAGAAAAAAAUAUAAAUUGUCACAAUUCAGUUUAUGUACAGUCGAAGGAUGUAUUUUAUGUCUCACCAGAGAAACUUUAUAUUCAAUGCAUUUGUGAGUUUAAAUGUCCAAGAAUGGCUAGAGGUACAUGUUUUCUCUGGUUAAUAGCAAAUUGUUGUUGGGAGGGUUAUGAAAAUAUUUGUUUCUUACCGUUUACUGUUGAUGAAUGCUUAUGUGUUUAUACUCUGCAAGCAAAUUUGGGUUGUUCUGUGAAGAACCUUAUGUAAGAUCAGUUACGUAUCUUUCCAUUUUUGCAAAUAGUUGAUCAUUGGCUCAGCAGUUGUCUGUUUCCAUCUAACCUAUAAUGACCAAGAGUUUGAUUUUCUAUUUUCAGCUGAAGUAGCGCUUUAGUAUUAAAGUAAAACAUUUGCCACAAACAUGUAUGUGUGAAACCUUUCAUAUAGUUGUCUUAAGAAGUAUAGUUACAUUGUUGACUUACAGUAUCACUGAACUAUGCAGCUUUUAAAAACAAAAGAUGCAGCUGUUCAUCAAUGUUUAAUGUUUUAUCUAGUCAUUUAUUUAGGUAUUGUGUGAAUGUUGAUGUGUGUUUAUUUUAAAGAUCAAGAGUUUUAUUAAUUGUUAUAGGAUGUUAAUGUGAACUAAUAUCACAUGCAAUUACAGUGUUAAGCUUUGGAAUAUAAAAGAAUUUUGUUAAUGGUGUUGACAUUUGCGUAAGGGUAUCUAAUUUCUUGGUCUUCUUUGAGAUCUAUACCAUUGUGACCUGUCUAUACCUUUGUGACCUGAUACGUAGAAAACACCACUUAAAUUUAUGAGUAUUCCACCUUUUUAGUGAACUGCAUCAUAAUAUGCUAAUAGGCUGAUAAUAAUAAACAUUCUAUAGUAUACAUUAUUGUAAUCAAAAUCAUAUCAGUGAUGAUAAUACUUUGUUACCACAUACUGCACUGCUAGGUCACAUCCAUCCAUCCUUUAGAGUUACAGUAUUAAUAAAAUAUUAAGCAGUGGGUAUCAGCUAUAAUCUGAUUUCAAUACAAAGGCAUAAGUCGGUUUAAAUUUUUCUAUAAAGUCCAGUGGUCAUACAUAUCGAGCAAUGGAUUCAUAACAGAAUUCAAAAUAUAGUUUCGUCUCAUCCUCUUCUGAUAUAUACUUGUUUUCAGCAGUUACUUAGUCACUUUUAAAUUCAUGUGAUUAUGGUUUCCAGUUUUUAUUCAAGAAAAUUUGGUGUACAUAAUAUUGUGCUCGUAUGUGUGGCAGAAGGGGUUGAGAGUAAUACCCAAAGUAUUUGAGUUCUGUAAUGAAUGUUUUGGCUUUUAUUCAUUCCAGUCAUCAAAGCAUUCACAAAUUUCAGUUAUUAAGUAUUUACCUCUUCUAUUCAAAGACCCUAAGUAAUUCUUUUUGAAACUACUGCAGUAGAACAUUCAAAGGACUGUUGUUUCAGCUUACUAAUAAAAUAAAUGUUACUUCCAUGCGCCAUGUAACUGAUUUGUGAGAAAUGUGACCAUUCCAGAGAUACAAUAAUCUCAGACCUGAAUGUGAAGCCUUAUAUUUCAUUAGAAACUAAUGUCGACCAUAAGAAUAAAUCCUGACCUUUUUCCUCAAUGAAUAUCAUGUCAGUAGCAACAAAGCAUGAUCUUUUUUUAUGAAAUUAAUAAAUAUAUUUGAUGUGAUACUUCUAAGGAGCCUCUAGUUGAAGAGUUUUCAUGUGGUUUGGCAUAACUGCAACCUAUAUGUAAGAAAACUUCAUUACCAUGUUGUAUUGUAAAUAACUGGAUAUUCAUUCCAAAGGCCCCAUUUUCCAUCCUUCUCAGCAGUAGAAUGAUGGUGAAACUGCUACUCUAUUAACAAGCUACAUUCUUUGUGCAGUUUUUUUUUUUUUUUUUUUAAAGAAAGUAUUGAUUUGUGCCUCCUGAGUAUUAAUAAGUGCUCUGUUGUUUUCAUAGUAUUGUUGCUUGUUAAGGGAGCCAUUUUUAUUUUUGAUUGUUAAGAAAAUACCAAUAAAGCAAAUGCUUAUUAUUUGUUAUUUAACAGAUUUAAUUAACUCUUUCAAUAGUUCCUUUUGUGCAGCUAUCCAGUUAUGUAUUGGUGUUUCCUCUCCUUUUCGUUAUACAGUAAUAGUUGCAAUAAAGU